Messenger RNA from Plasmodium fragile, 1620 nucleotides. RefSeq lists its product as uncharacterized. Bases 1 to 1620 code for a protein of 539 amino acids. NCBI's taxonomy places the organism in Eukaryota, Apicomplexa, Aconoidasida, Haemosporida, Plasmodiidae. The transcript has a single exon. The record is from RefSeq and is a predicted model, not a curated record.
AUGAACGCACCCAGUAAGCGAACCAACUCGGCCCAGCGUGCCACCUCGCCACCGGUUAGGAAAGACAACUCGGAAAUGAAAAACACCGCGGAAGCGAAGAACAUAGCAGACGCGAAAGAAGGGCGCAUAGAGGUGCACAAAGAUCACCUCCAAUUCAACAACACGUUUGCAAACAUAACCCUGUGCCUGAUGGGUAUGUCCUCCGUGCUCUUGUACAACUGCGUCUUGAAUACCACCCCCCACAUCCACGAACUGUUAAACAGAAACAUCGUGGUGUCGUCCACCUUCUUCCUAUACUUCUCCGUCUUGGUGUUUGUUUCACUAAUCAGUUCUUUAUUUGUGGAAGUGAAGACGAGGACCUAUGACAUAUGUUUUGUCAUUUCGUUUGCCCUUCAGUUUCUGUACCCUCUUGUCGUAAAGUACUACUAUGACCAGACCUUUUUAUUUUAUGUGCUCAUUGGAUUCAUCGGUGCAACCUGCUCCGUAAUGAAGACGAUGAUUUUUUCCAUUGCGACUAUCGUCUUGAAUAGCUCCAAAGUGAUUUGUUUGUCGUAUGGUUUGACUGGAAUUUAUUCCCUUUUCAUUACAUCUACCUUUUUAUAUUUUUUAAUAAGAAUUGACAAAGAUGUACAUAAGCUUAUGCGAUCCAUAUUUGCCACCUGCGCAAUCAAUUGCACCUUUAUCUUCAUCUCUUUCAUUUUCUACUCCGUGUUGAAAAGUACUGAUGAGUUUAAACGCAAGUUCAAGAUGUACGAGGAGGAAAGCAAAGGGAAACGAGCGCGCAGUGGAAGCGGCGCGCUGUUUGACAAAGUGGGGGGAACAACCGGGGGGGAGUCUUUCGUCAUACCGGUUGAGGGUUCCACUCACGAAGGCGGCUACAGUAGGAAUGAAAGCGAGAAUGAGAAGCAACCGCAGAAGGAAGCUCCGAAGAAAAAUGCCAACAACGCGAAGGAAGGGAAGGACGGGAAGGUAGAGAAGGCAGGGAGGGACGCCAGAGACCCCAUGGAGGUAAGCCCAAAAGGUCGCUUCUUCCCAGACGUCUCCUCAUUCAACGUCAAGCUAAACGAGAUGAUGAAGCAAGCCAGGAUAAAGGCAUUCCUCUACAAGAAGGCCAUCGUUUUCCUCUUUUGCACCUUUUACAAUAUUUUCCUCAAGAUCGCAGUCUUCCCUGUUGUCUGCCCAGAAAUGUGGACCAAAAAUGUAGACGAGAGAUACAUCCUGAUUGGCAUGGUGCAGCUGGGGGACUGCGUCAGUAGAAUUUUUCCAACCUUUGCAGAGACAGUACCAGCUUUUAAAAAGUUUCUUCUGCCACAAAAGAAGGUAUUCAUAUACUCACUCGCGAGGACGUUUCUAUCGGUCCUAUGUUUGAUAAUCCCCCUCACAGAUAUGGCCCUCUUGCAAAAUUUUCUUUUUAAAUGCGCCCUCAUUUUUUCUAACAUUUACCUAAAUGGCUGGUUUGUCGUUAUGUCCUUUAUCAACAUUUCCGAUGUCUUGAAGCCCCUAAACUCGAUGAGCAACGUUGCCAUGGUCAGCAGCUUCGGCUCCACGCUGCUCCGAAUGGGCCUUCUCACGGGGUACGGUACCUCGAUCAUCUACAGGCACUACGUCCAGGGGGGGUGA